Messenger RNA from Onthophagus taurus, 1848 nucleotides. RefSeq names its product cell division cycle 73 hyrax (gene hyx). The record is from RefSeq and is a predicted model, not a curated record. Gene Ontology annotation, cellular component: Cdc73/Paf1 complex. Lineage: Eukaryota; Metazoa; Arthropoda; Insecta; Coleoptera; Scarabaeidae. Gene Ontology annotation, molecular function: RNA polymerase II complex binding. Gene Ontology annotation, biological process: positive regulation of transcription elongation by RNA polymerase II; transcription elongation by RNA polymerase II.
AUUCCCUAGAAGUAAUAGUUUACAUCAAAGAAGUGUCAGGUGUCUAUAUUUGUGCUAUUUUUUAUGAUAUAAUGGCUGAUCCGUUAAGUUUAUUGAGACAAUACAAUGUUAAUAAAAAGGAAAUUAUCGAAAGAGAUGGACAGAUCAUUUUUGGAGAGUUCUCGUGGCCCAAAACUGUAAAAACUAACUACACAACAUACGGUUCAGGGAAGGAUGGAGCAGCCAAAGAAUACUACACAUUAGAAUGCUUACUGUUUAUAUUGAAAAAUGUUGCAUUGACUCAUCCAGUUUAUGUCAGACAAGCUGCUGCAGAAACAAUCCCGGUUGUGAGAAGACCGGAUCGAAAAGAAUUAUUAGCAUAUUUAAAUGGUGAAACAGCCAGUUGUUCAGCUAUAGAUAAAGGGGCCCCUUUAGAACUUCCCACACAAGUAAAAAGAUCUCUCGAAUAUGAUGGUUCUGAAAACAUUACAAAAAAACCUCGUUUUGAGGAUACACACGUACAAAAAGUUAGGGAGCAAUUGGCCGCUCGUUUGGACGCGCCAAAGGAAGCCUCCGUAACUGUAGAUAACAUCAAAUCACUCUCUGAGGCAAUGUCUGUAGAAAAAAUUGCCGCAAUUAAAGCAAAACGUUUAGCGAAGAAACGUACAACAAUCAAAGGAAACGAUGAUAUAGGUCAAGAAUAUGAUAUCAGAGCAAUUUUGGAUUUAGAUGUUGAUAUAACUAAAGAUAUCAUUAGUCGCGAAAGACAAUGGCGAACAAGAACAACCAUUUUACAAUCAAAUGGGAAAAAUUUCGCUAAAAAUAUCUUAGCUUUACUUCAUGGGAUUAAAGCUCGAGAAGAAGGGAGACAAAGAAUGCCUCAACCUCCUCAGCAACAACCCAUUACAACGCCACGGUCGACUCCAAUGCGCCCCCAAACCCAACCGGCAGUUUACAACCGUUAUGAUCAAGAAAGAUUUAAUAAACAACGUGAAGAUACCGAAGGUUUUAAAAUCGAUACAAUGGGGACUUACCACGGGAUGACUUUGAAAUCAGUAACGGAAGGUUCUGCUAAAGCGCGUCCUGUACAAACUCCAAAUCCUCCAGCUUUAGCUGUUAAUACACCAAGACCACCAUCUGGUCAAAAGAAAAUUUCUCGAACUCCAAUUAUUAUUAUUCCAGCCGGGCCUCCUUCAAUGAUUACUAUGCAUAAUGUUAAAGAUAUUCUACAAGAUCUUAAGUUUGUUUCAGUUGAACAGAAAAAAAAUGACGGUUGUCGUCGGGAUAAUGAAGUUUUAUUGCAAAGAAGAAAAGGCGGAACUACGGUUCCUUAUAGAGUUGUUGAUAAUCCAGCUAAAUUAAGUCCAAGCGAUUGGGAUCGUGUUGUUGCCGUUUUUGUUAUGGGCCCAGCUUGGCAAUUUAAAGGAUAUCCAUGGGAGAAUCCUGUUGAAAUUUUUGAUAAAAUUUGUGCUUUUCAUUUAAAGUAUGACGAAAUGAGAUUGGACGCUAAUGUUGGAAAAUGGGCUGUAACUGUAAUAGAAUUAUCAAGGACGAAAAGACAUUUAGAUAGAGCAGCUUUAAUGGUUUUUUGGGAAAAGAUGGAUAGGUUUAUAAUGCAACAUAAACCUCAUUUAAGAUUCUAACCGCUUUUAUUGAAACAAUAAUCUUUAAAUUAGUUUCACAAAUCAUAGAAUCGUUUCAAUUUACUCCGUUUUUUUAAUUUAGAGUUUAGGUUCUUUUUUUUUUUAGUUAUUUUAUUGCGUAAGAUUGUUUAUAGUGUACUAUAGCAAAGUAGGAAAUACUUUUAUUAAUUAAUUAAAUGUAUUAAUUCGUCUGAUUAAAAUAAAAGGUGUUUCAUAUUAAAUUCUU